AUGUACUUGGCUGUCUCUAGGGUAGCAGUCAGUGCAGUUUUAAUCAAGGAAGAAGAUAAGAAGCAGUUGCCAGUGUACUACGUGAGUAAGAGUUUACUGGAUUCAGAGACCAAGUAUAGUUUGCUGGAGAAGCUGGCUUUAGCUUUCGUGAUUGUAGCCAGGAAGUUGAGGCCAUAUUUUCAAUGUCAUUCGAUCGUAGUAGUGACCAACUUUCCCUUAAGAAGUAUUCUGCAUAGACCUGAGUUUUUUGGAAGAAUAAUCAAGUGGGGGGUGGAGCUUAGUGAGUAUGACAUCACGUAUCAGCCCAGAACAGUAGAUUUCAUAGCUGACUUUGCUCCAUCAAUACAGCCAGAGGCAGACAAAGAACUACUUUGCAUGGUAGGUCAAGCACCAAAGGUUUGGACCCUAUAUGUAGAUGACUCUAGUAAUGUCAGAGGCCGUGGUAUGGGGAUUGUGUUGAUUUCCCCAGAAGGGAGUGUGAUUCAACGGGCAGUUAGAUGUGGUUUCUAUGCAACCAAUAAUGAAGCAGAGUAUGAAGCUCUGAUCAUUGGUAUGAUGUUGGCUAAGGAACUUAGAGUAACAAGUUUGAAGGUUCACUCGGAUUCACAGCUGAUAGUGAAUCAGUUUUUAGGAUCUUACCAAGCCAAAGAUCCCACGAUGACUUGCUAUUUGGAGUAUGCAAAGUUUUCUAUAACUCAAAUUCCACGUGCGGAGAAUUCAUAUGCAGACGCACUAGCCAACCUUGGGUCAUCAAUCCAAACAACCCAAGGACAGACGAUUCCACUAGUACAUUUGAAGUGGCCAUCGAUCAAAAGUCAGAAGGGUUCAGAAGAUCAGAAUAACAAUGAAGUCUUCCCGGUUAGCGUGGACCAGACACGGAUGACUCCAUUUAUCCAGUACUUGGUUGAUGGUAUUUUGCCGACAGAGAAGAACGAAUCAAGACGCUUGCUCACCAAAGCUGCACGAUUCAACGCAGCCCAGUAUGUACUUGCAGAGUUGCAUGAAGGGGAAUGCGGUAACCAUUCUAGAGGAAGAAGUUUGACUCAUCGUGCAUUGACGACUGGGUACUAUUGGCUAACAAUGAGGUCAGACGCGAUUGAUUAUGUAGGCGAUGUGACAAAUGCCAAAGAUUUGCUCAGAUUCCUCAUAUACCUCCAGAAAGACUCACUCCUAUUAUGGCGCCUUGACCCUUCAUGA
Molecule: messenger RNA, 1197 nt
Organism: Tripterygium wilfordii
Lineage: Eukaryota; Viridiplantae; Streptophyta; Magnoliopsida; Celastrales; Celastraceae
Exons: 3
Coding region: 1-1197 (398 amino acids)
Molecular function (GO): RNA-DNA hybrid ribonuclease activity; nucleic acid binding
Source: RefSeq, a predicted model, not a curated record